AUGGCGCAGCUCUGGAGGAUAUGGGAGGUGAGUUAUCGACCGUUCAAGGAGGUUGGUAGCGACACGUUUAUCCUCGCCACCCCAGGCGGGAACCUGGCCUGGACCUGCGACCCGCGUGUUUUCGAGCAAGUGGGCAGCAAGCAUGGGAAAUUUCAGACGCCAACUGAUAUGACCAAUUUCUUCGAUGUGUACGGGCCCUCGCUAGGCUCGACGGAAGCUGAAGAGUGGAGGGCACACCGAAAGGUGCUUGCCACUGGGUUCAACCCUGCGAUCGAGACGACAGUAUGGGAAGAAACGCAGUUUCAAACAGACACCCUCUUGUCUGUUUGGAUGAGAGAUGGAUCUGUCGUCCCAUCGGUGAAACAGUGGACUUCCCGCUUGGCACUACAUGUCAUCACGAGCGGCUUCUUUCACAAACGAUUGACCUGGGAUGAAUAUGAUGAAGGGUCAAAAGUUGUACCACUGGGUCAUCAACUUACUUUCCAGGAGGCCUUGUCUGGCGUGGUUGACCGGCUAGCGACCAUCGCAACUACUCCACGAGCAUUGCUUGGGAAAAUUCCGCUCAAGUUCUUUCGAAAACCAUAUGUAGCCUUCACAGACUUCACAAAGUAUAUGGAAGAGCUUCGUGACGUUGCCGUUGCCAGAUUAGAAGAAACAAAGUCCCAGAAAAAGAGGAGCAUUCUUGGUGAGCUUACAGCAGAAGCUGAAAAGUCUAUUGUGCUUGCUGGUACGCCAGGAAUAUUAGAGCCUGGGGAGGUCCCGCUUUCGCGAGAAGGCGUUUUUGGUGACAUGUUCUUCACACUGCUAGCUGGACAUGAAUCCACGGGAAAUGUCAUGGCUUUCAUGGUAUAUCUGAUGGCAAUUUAUCCAGAAUACCAGCAGGAAUUGCACAAGGCGCUCGACGAGCAACUAGGCAAUCGGCCCAGACAGGAAUGGACUGUCACGCAGGAUUACAACGCCCUUCAGAAAGGCAUCCUUGGGGCCGUUCAGAAAGAGACUCUCCGGCUGUAUCACCCUGCUCAGUGGAAUUUCCGAAGAGCGAUGAUUGAUAUCCCUGUGGAGGACUCCCAGAGUCGUACUCAUGUGAUUCCUGCAAACACCAUUGUCAUGGUCAAUUUCGCGGCGACAUAUCAUGACCCCACCAAAUGGACUCAGCGUGAUAUACCCACAGCCAGGAAGAAAGAAUUACACGACUCGCCGGCUCUAUACUUUGACCCUCACAGAUGGCUGAGGCAUGAAGGGCCGGAGACUCAGAUACCCCCUUUUGGGGUCGGACCAAGGUCAUGCAUUGGAAAGGCGUUUGCGCAGGUUGAAAUGGUUGCAUUUAUUGCAACGGUUUUCAAAAAGUAUUCGGUUGAGUUGUUAGUUCCUGACGAGACCUUACAAGCUUGCAAGGGCGAUGUAAAGCUUGCAUGGGAUAAGACAAGAGAUGAUGCUAUCCGUCAGCUUAGGGAUGAUGUGAAGGCUAACAUCGCGAUCUACCUGUCGAAGGAUCUUCCUAUCACAAUAGCUAAGCGUUGA
Exophiala aquamarina CBS 119918 is the source of this 1521-nucleotide messenger RNA. RefSeq lists its product as uncharacterized. The record is from RefSeq and is a predicted model, not a curated record. The transcript has 2 exons. Bases 1 to 1521 code for a protein of 506 amino acids. NCBI's taxonomy places the organism in Eukaryota, Fungi, Ascomycota, Eurotiomycetes, Chaetothyriales, Herpotrichiellaceae. Gene Ontology annotation, molecular function: heme binding; monooxygenase activity; iron ion binding.